AACAAAAACACAAACACGCCGUCCUCAUAAAUAUGUAAACAAACAAAACGUCGCGUUGCGACGCGCUGAUUCGAAUCGGUCCCGGAUUCGCACGUUUCAACUCCCGUCCCGCACGUCCCAUUAGAAGUCGUCAUCGCAAUUGGUCUUACACGAAAAUAGCCCGCCGAUUAUAGUGGCACAUAAUAGCGAAAAAGAAAAAAAAAGGCGAAGGUAAAUGAACUGUCACGGGGGAAUGUCGGAAAGAAACCGCACGGAACGGAAUGUACGGGCGGCCGCGCGCAUGCGCCCCCUUCGAUCAGCUGUGUGCGCAAACCUGCUCUGCCAUCCUGCAGUGUAGAUGCCCUUCAUCUCAAAGGACUGGCGAUCGCCGGGCGAGGCGUGGGUCAAGACCCAGGAGGGCUGGGAGAAGAAAAAGGUGCUGGAGAACUGCAGGCGGCUCAAGGAAAAAGAAGAGACUCAAGAGACUGUGGAUACAGAGACUGCUAUUCAACCUCAUUGCCACAUCACAAUUAAAUGUACCAAGGAAAUUGCAGGUUUCAAUGAGCUGGACGAAGCCGUAAAACGACUAGAUUUCAGAAGCGCCGUCCGCGACGUUCGUCGCUUCAAUUACAUAUGCGCCCUCCUCGAUCUGCUUAUCGGUCAACAGAUGACCGCUUUGUCGGGCUGUGCCCAGAAAGUACUCAUUGCCAUGCUGGAGGAGGUGGCCAAUCACGCCACAUCCAGCCACCACAAUCCCAGAGGCUUUCGACGGCUUCUCAACAAAGUCAAAGCCUUAAGCGCUGCCGAGAGGUCAGCCUGUUGGGGGGGUCCGUUGGGCUCGCAACUUUUGUGGCACCAGCACACUGCCAAAUUGGAACGAAUACUCGGAAUGGCCGCUCAAAUGAAGAUCUGCGAACCGAGCCCAGACUCGCACCCGCAGUUUUUGCAUCUUCCGGAGGAGUGCAUCAGGGAGAUUAUAUUAAGACUGUCCGAUCACAGGGAUUUGACGGCGAGCGCUCAAACUUGCAAAAUUAUGGCAUCUAUCGUGGACGAACAGCGUAUCUGGAGGGAACUGACCCAGUUCCACUUCACUCCACAACAAAUCGAACUAGCUUUACCAAAGAACGAACAGAAAAUCGACUGGCAAUCCGUCUAUCAUUCUCUGAAAAGAUCCAUCGGAAUCAAUGAAGACAGACAAUACGCAGAAAUGCUGUCAUUGUGUAGGUACUGCCGUUGUUUGUUCUGGCGGUCGCUCGGCCAUCCGUGCAUCGCUGAUCAGUGUCCUGAGUUCAGGGCCCGGUUGCAGGAGGCUGGGGGCAUCACCCCACCUAGUCCGGUACCUCCAUCCGCGUUCCUUAAGUUCUUCUCCCUGUAGUUGCCUUUCUCACCCGAUCCGAUUUGUUGUGCUUGUUGUGCAUUGUGAUAUAUAUUAUUAUUAUUAUACGAUUGUGUGUAACGUUCUCGGUUGGAGGUCGAAGGCUUUGGAGAUAUUUUGUUUUAUUGUGAUAUAAUAUGGUAUAAAAAUAUAAUAAUUGCAAGUUUCAAAACAAAAACGUCCAAAUGUAAAAUAUUUGUCGAUCGAACUAUUCUACAAUAUUUAUAUGAAAUAUAUUAUUUUAUAUCUAAGUAUAUAUGUUUACAACAUAUAAAUCCCAGUGAAAUUUAUUGCUUUAAAUGUGAAUUUAAUAAAUAAAAUACAAUAAUAAAUUGUGUAAGACUCCAAAGUCAGCUAUAUCCAAUCUAUUCAGAAUGUGAAAAUCAUUUAAUGUUCUCAUUAAGUUGUUACUAAGGAGGUUUGGAAUUUAUUUAAGAUAAAGUAUAUACUAUAUUGUGUUUAUGAAAGUCCUCUAGAAAGUAUUGUAAAAUUUGUUAACUGUAUUUUAUCUUAGGGAAAUUCUAAAUGCUAAUUCUUAAUUUGCAAAGAAAAUAUAUACAUAUUUCAAAAACUAUUUUCAAAACUCAAUAUUUUUUCAAAUGAUUUUCCUUGUUCUGUGUCCUAUAGGCUGCUAUAUCUCAUAGAUACUAUAAUAUUUUAAAUUAUAACAAAUUAAAUAUUUUUACUUACACUAU
Molecule: messenger RNA, 2049 nt
Organism: Aethina tumida (small hive beetle)
Lineage: Eukaryota; Metazoa; Arthropoda; Insecta; Coleoptera; Nitidulidae
Product: F-box only protein 25
Exons: 6
Coding region: 338-1354 (338 amino acids)
Biological process (GO): protein ubiquitination
Cellular component (GO): nucleus; SCF ubiquitin ligase complex; cytoplasm
Molecular function (GO): protein binding
Source: RefSeq, a predicted model, not a curated record